AUGCAAGGGCCAGCAAGAGCGCCCUUAGGAGCCAAAACAACGAAUGCGAAUGUCAAGACAGGCCAGCCUGUUGAUCAGAAGACGUUCUUAGCCGACAGCAAAACCGCCGUUACCCAGAACCCGACGACAACAAAGAAACAGUCUAACCCAACGCUGGCAGUGGAACAAAAGAGCAUCCGUGUUAUACAAUCGGACGACGAAGAGCCCGAGUACGCGCCGCCUCGACCUUUGGAAGCACCUUAUCGGUCUGAUCUUUUGCCGUCCGGUGGUCUGACGUUCGAAACAUUUCGAAACGACAAGCUCCUAUACGGCUACUACGAGAAUUUCAUUGACCCCGUCGAUGAAGAUGGCAUAUCUCUCCAAGACAAAGACCUCCGAGCAGAGAAAGCAAUUGCUCUGCGUAACGCAGAGGUAUACAAUGAGGCACAAUUGCAGGACUUGGACUGGGGCAUGCUCGAUUUGGAGGGCGUCGGCGGAACCCCAAUAAAGGCCAGCGGGACGCCCAAAACUUCUCGAGCAACAGGACAGGUCAAGCCUCGAGACAUAGCACGUCGUGGGCCGUUGUCGACGAGGUCGACAACAUCUGAUAGGAGAAACGCUCAGCCAUCUAUUCUACGCAAGCAGCACAUGAGCACUGCAGCCCCGCUCCGGAACUUACCCAGGAAAGUCUGGAGACCGUUGGGAAACAACGGCCGCGGUGGCCCGAAAUUGCCUGUUCACAAAGACCGAAGCCAAAUUGGCGUGUCUUCCAAGUCAUCGAUGGCGACAACGUUGGAGCACAUAAACUCUACAAGAGAUGAAGCCUCAUCGAUUCCUCCGCAUGAGCGUAUCCAGCGUACGGCUCUCCGCUCCGGCACAUCCAUCACUGCCGACAAAUCGAAGAAAAAUAGAUCUUCAGCUUCCACAACGUCUUCUUCCACUGCUCCGCGCAAAAACGCUGCGAUCUCAGUACUUGAUUUUGCUUUCCCGAAUGUUGCCGACUCGGAGAGUGAUGAUGGUGGGGUGCUAUCUGGUAACGGGCUUCUUGUCCUAGAUGAGGAAGAGGACUUUCAACUGCAGUCUAUCGCCUAG
Messenger RNA from Emericellopsis cladophorae, 1071 nucleotides. RefSeq lists its product as uncharacterized. The record is from RefSeq and is a predicted model, not a curated record. Bases 1 to 1071 code for a protein of 356 amino acids. Lineage: Eukaryota; Fungi; Ascomycota; Sordariomycetes; Hypocreales; Bionectriaceae. The transcript is spliced from 2 exons.